Messenger RNA from Penicillium expansum, 759 nucleotides. RefSeq lists its product as uncharacterized. The transcript has 2 exons. Lineage: Eukaryota; Fungi; Ascomycota; Eurotiomycetes; Eurotiales; Aspergillaceae. Bases 1 to 759 code for a protein of 252 amino acids. The record is from RefSeq and is a predicted model, not a curated record.
AUGCCUCAGUCAUUCCUCCGCAAUUCUUUCGAGCAGCUGACCUUCCACUCGGGCUGGGUUGUUCAUUUCCUCGAGCUUAUCGAGACAAAGAACUUCGAGGUAUCCGACCCGAUCAUAGGGCAAUGCGUGGCAAUUGUUGCUACGAUCUAUCUUCAACAUAGUUUUGUCGAGGAUCAAGCUUUCAAUAGAAAGGCGCAAACGGGAUAUGAGAAAUGUUUAAGAUUCCUACGCAACAUGAGUCAUCGGUGGCCACACAUCGAUCGCCAGGUCCGACAGCUGCAACAACUCCGGGACAGCGUUUCCCCUGGAGGCCUCAUGACAGACAACAUCGCCCCAGGAGGAACCAAUUCUCGUCAGAAAUGGUCUGUGAACUUGCAGCUAUUGUGGAAAAUCUUAGUAUAUGCCCAUGCAAGUAAUCUAUCAGAUCCUGCUGGCGACAUCUUUGGCCCUGAACUUGCCAAAGACAGUGUUGGGUGCUCCGAGGACCAUUCCGUUGACGCUAUUACCGACCGCGACUUUGCUUUGAUUGGAUCCGCUGGAAUCUCAGGACACAAGACAGUGGCUGCAGAGUGUGUCACCUACCCGCCCGAGCAGACUGAGGAACCCAUACAAACGCCGAGUCAGACCUCACCGAGGAUGGACUUCUCAGGGAUUCCGGGUGAUCAUAGUAUGGAGUUUAGUGGCGGUGAUACGUUAUUCCUGCAGCUUCAAGAUUACGGGAGGGCGUUUGAGGAUUGGCUAAGCAUUAACCCAACGUGA